Brassica oleracea var. oleracea is the source of this 1669-nucleotide messenger RNA. RefSeq names its product SH3 and multiple ankyrin repeat domains protein 1. The record is from RefSeq and is a predicted model, not a curated record. Bases 275 to 1525 code for a protein of 416 amino acids. Lineage: Eukaryota; Viridiplantae; Streptophyta; Magnoliopsida; Brassicales; Brassicaceae. Gene Ontology annotation, molecular function: ubiquitin-protein transferase activity. The transcript has 6 exons.
UUGGACAGCGUUCAAUCUUUCCUCACACAAAAACAUAACCCCAGAAACCAAAAAAAAAAAAAACUUCAAAAAACGAUUUUUUCUUCUUCUGGGUCUCUGGUUGUGACGAUCGGAUAGAGAGUUCACAGAUUCAUAUUCUGUUUAAAACUAAUCGAAUUGAAGCUUAAGGAAUUGGGAGAGGGAGAAGGUUUUGUUGCGUGAAUUGAAUUGUGUGGUGAUUGAUUCGAGCUCUCGAGAGAAAAAAAAGGGGGGUUUUGAGAUUUGAUUUUGGGUUAUGGGUUUAGGCAAUAAGCUUAACAAAUUCAAUUUCGGCGAUACUGAUCUCGCCCACGAAGGUGGUGCCGACGAUGGAGGAGAUCCUCGUGGCGACGAAGGAGAUGGCUUUGGCUCGGUUGCGUGUUCGAUUUGUCUCGAUACGGUCGCUAAAGAGGGCGAUCGAGCUUGGGCUAAUCUUCAAUGUGGCCACCAGUUUCAUCUCGAUUGUAUUGGCUCAGCUUUCAAUGCAAAGGGGGUGAUGCAGUGCCCAAACUGUCGGAAAAUAGAGAAAGGCCAGUGGCUUUACGCAAACGGUUGCCGUUCACACCCUGAAUUUAAUGUCGAGGAUUGGGUUCAUGAAGAGGAGUUUUUUGAUAUCGGAGGAUACUCUGAAGUGGCUUUUGGAGUUCAUUGGUGCCCAUUUGGAAGUUCAGCGCGUCUUCCUUCUUUCAAUGAUGCAGAAUUUUCGCCGAGUUCAUAUCACGAUCUUUUCGGCCAGCAAGGUUACUUUACAGAACCAGCAGCGCCAACAGCGGGUCACCCAUGCCCGUAUGUAACCUACAUCGGCCCGGUUCAUUCGUCUUCCUCAAGCACUGGAGGUGCCGCUGGAGUUUCAGAGAGUUCAACUUUCACUUGGAACACCGGCUCAUCGGUUUCCAGUGAAGUCCCAGCUCCUUAUGGCUUCCCUGUGGAUCCGCACUACCACAGCUGGGAUUAUCACUCCCCUCCACCUCCACCGCAACAGCACUUCUCCCUUUCUGUCCCAAACGUGGGCAGUCCAACUCAGCCCACUCCUCCACCAGCUGCUGCAAGGACUUCCCGUGCCAACGGACCAAGACCGCCGCAGUUCAUGCGUCCAUCAUAUCAUGGUCAAACUCACAGUUCUAGUGGUAGAGCUGGGAGCUCGGUGGCGCCGCCUUUUCCGGGAAGCAACGCACGGACACGAGACAGAACGCAAGCUCUUCAAGCCUAUUACCAACAGUCUACUGCACAGUCACACCAACAGCCUGAUUCUCCUGUAGUCUCUCGUGGGCCUGUAUUCCCCUCUGGACGGAGGCCCAGUAGAGGAUCAACUUCUUCAUCUUCGGAUCAGGCAGGGGGGAGCGGGUUUCUCCGGUUUAACAUAUGGGAGAGGGAGCCUUAUAUGCCGUUGCAACAGGCUUACCCGGUUAACCAGAUGGACAGAGAACCAUCCAUUUGGACAUCUUCUUUCAAUGAAGGGUCAGGAAGCUUCCUUCAGAGGCAUGGCGGCGGAGGAGGAUCAUCGUAAGCCAGCCGGUGAGAGGCAAUGCUCAUGAACGUUGGACCCGAAAAAAAAACAUAAAAAAGAAAACAAUUGGGAAUUUGAUAAUUUGAGAAAAAAACCCGCAUGCUCAAAGUUAUGUGAUGAAUUGAUAAUCUUUAAAAAAAAAAA